AUGUCGCUACUAUCGCUAAGCUCAAUAACGCCCUCCGUGUCCGAGCUGCGCGACUCGGACUUAUCGGACGGGUUCACCAUUGUCCUCCCGAAGUCUAUCACGCCAUCCACGACGAGGAUAUCGGCGCAGAUUAGUGCGCAUUUGGAUAAGGCGAAGCAGAGGUUCAACGAGGGAGGGUUUAAGAUUGGGUGGGAUGACCUGGAACCUAAGAGUAGGAGCGGUGGAAGGAAGGCCGAGAAGGAAAGGGAGGAGAGUCGGAGGAGCAGGAGCGGCGAAAGGCAAAAGAGCAAAAGCAGGAGCAGAAGUAGAGAGCAUACGAAAAAGAAACGCCGUAGCUCGUCGCAAGAUACACUCUCAUCACUCUCGGACGGGCCCGAACUCGACCUGUCGUCUUAUACCCGCAACCUGAACUUGAAGCGUCAACUCAAGACCUCUAAACCACGAGCGCGGUCGCCGCCUCGGGUACGGCCGGAGUAUAGGACUCGGACGUCCAAGCCUGUCAUACCACCACGGUCACGAGAGCGGAGGAGUAGGAGCAGCAGUGUGACGAGUAGCAGUGAGGAGGAUGAGAGGGCGGAGAGCACGAGUGAGAGUGAAGCCGAGUUGGAGAGAGUGGCGCGGCAACUUAGGGCCACGACACCCAGAGCGGAUAGUACACUAUUCAUAGAGCAUGGCCGAACCGACGUCCUGCCAGCGCUCCCACUGGACCCACACUCGGCCUUCCUAGCUGCCUACCGCCUGACCCACCUGACCGCACCCUCCCCACCAAACGCCUCAAGCCCACACUCGCCCUCUUCGCCCUCAUUCUCGCCCUUCAACCCUAACCCGACCAAACCACACGAACUGCCGUCCAACCUCCCGUUGCACCUCCUCCCAACGUUUACACCCUCCGAAAAACGCGCCCGUCGCCUCGCUCUAUUGCUCGACUCCUCAGACCGCGCAAUCCGCGACUGGGCAAUGGAAGAAUACAUCAAGCUCUCGUCCUCCGGCCGUACACUCGUAGCGGAAGGCGUAUUCGCCCUACCCUCCUCCCGGCCCUCCUCGCCCUCCUUGACUACAACCCUAGGAGACGAGCCGGAGAUGUCCGACUUUGAAGACGCGAGUGUCAGCGAGGCGGGGUUCGGGAUGAAGAGGAGGAAAAGGGCGGAUACGUUUCAAAAGGCUGAGGAUGAGGAGAGGGGGAGGAAGUUGGAGGCGCUGGCUGCUAGGUUGGAGAGCACGAGGGAGAUGGCGGAGGAACGCGAAGAACUGGAGAGGGAGAGGGCGUGGGCGCAGGAAACGUUUGGGCGGUGGGUGAAGGAUGGGAGGGCCGACACGGUGUUUCGCCAGGCCGCGAGUAUUUUGGAUGAGAUGUUGAGGCAUAUGGCCAAGGAAGACGGUGAAGAGUGGGCUAUGGUACCUGUCGCAGCGCAGAUGGAGCACGAUGAUGGGAAUGGGAGAGGGAAGGACGAAGAGAGCAUACGCCCGAGCGAGAGCGCCAGCGUGGCCGACUAUGGCGGACACGAGAGGACCGGCCAGCCGACGCCCACACCGGUCGAGGGUACCGUGACAGAGUCGUCGGGCAUGGAGACGCAAGUCACGAUGAAGCGCGCGCCGGUGGUCGAGCCUGUCGCAGCUGCACCCGUCGUUGCAGCCGCACCGACACCCAAACUCGAACCAGCCAAACCGGCGCGUCCUGCCGCGCCGAUCACGACCAAACCUGAGGUAUCCAAACCGGCGCUCCCUGCGACAGUCUCCAAGAUACCGAAGCUCGCAGCUCCCGACAAACGUGAUGUAGCGCCCGAGCCCAAACGUCAAGAUUCCAGCAAACGCGAUGAGAAGGUAGAGACGCGUGAAAAGGAGAAGGAGAAGGCUAUUGCGCCUGACUUGAAGCGUUCAAGUAGCAAACGCGAUGAGCCUGGCAAACGCGACGAGACCGGUAAACGCGAAGAGACCAAGCGCCCAAACGGCCCCGCGCCCGAGCUCAAGCGCGCAGACAGCUCUUCCCGCCCACAGAUCAAACGCGCCGACUCAAACUCUAAAUCCAAGCCGCCGGCUGCACCUCCCGCACCCGCGCCCAUCCCGAAGUCCACGCCUCUCCCGCCCAAAACACCUCUCAAACCUCACCCGCCGCCCCAAUCAACAGCCCAAACGACCUCCCAAGAAUCCCAAGAAUCCGGCACAUCCACCAUCGCCGCUCCUCCAAAGCCCAAUUUCGUGCCCACGACCUCAUCACCGGCUGUUCCCACUCGCGCUGAACCGCAGUUCGAGUCUUAUGCGGACUUUUAUGAGAGGGAUCCGAGGCGGGCGAGGGAUGAUAGGCCUAUACGUCCUCAUCCGGCUUAUGCGGGGCAGUUCAAUGGGCCAAAGCCGACGCCUGAGGAGGUUUAUGGGAGCUAUGCGGAUUUUUAUAAGGGGAGGAGUGUGGCUGGGAGCACGGUCUCGCGGAGGUCGAGGAGAUCAGACAAGGGGAAGGACGGGAAGCGGAAGGAUAAGGAGCGCGAGAGUAGAGAUAAAGACAAGGAGAAGGAGAGGCGGCGUCGAGAACGCGAGCCAGACGCGGAGACGCUCCCGCAUAGUAUCCUCAUCCGCACUCAACCGCCCUCCCUCCCCCGUCGUUCAUCAAAAUCGAAGAAGCCGCUUUCGCCUUCGCCCGAACAUGAUCCGCUUGAGGAUAUAGCGGUGUCGUCGAGAAUCAGUCUCGAGACGGGGAGGUUGACGACGCCUGGGCAGAGUGAAGUUGCUUCUCCCAUCGAAGGUGGCGGGGCUGCGGGUGCGGGAGGGACUGGGAGGAGAAGACGAGGGAGAAGGGACUCAGACGGGUUGACUACACCUCCGCAAUCGCGCGGCCCGUCACCACCACCUCGACAACCCAGCCCUCCCCCUCCACCACCCAAAGCCAGCAACAAGAACGCGACCACGAAAGGCGGUAAGAAGUCCGGUAAAGCCCAACGUCUACGCGGCGGUGCCCCGUCGCCCUCUCCACCUCCCAUACGUCAGUUUGGUGCUAUUGUGCCCCAACCACCACCGAGCGAAGCGACCGAAGGACCGCUCAUACCGCUCGAGAGCGACGCUGGUACAACGACACAAGACGCCGCGGGCGAAGCCGCAUUCGGCGUUCUCGAUCCUCUCCCGCCGAUCCAGUUCUGGAUCCCUCCUCUAUCCUCCACCCACAACCCCAACCAGCUCUCUUUCUCAUCCGACUCCGAAACGGACGAAGACUUCCCCACCCCCCGCCCGGUCCCUCCGACUGUAUUUUUGGCUUUGGGCGCACGGAGGGCGUGCGUGCCGUAUACGCCGGCGUUCACGGGGCUGGAUACGAGGGUUGUGAGGCCGGUCAGUGCGAGGGAACGGUUGGCUAUUCGGGAUGCGGGGGCUGUGCUUGUUAGGCUUGGGGCUAGGGUUAAGGAGAGUGGGGAGGGGGAGGUCGGGAUGUGGAGUUUGAGUUGGGUUGGUGGGGUCUAG
Messenger RNA from Peniophora sp. CBMAI 1063, 3444 nucleotides. Lineage: Eukaryota; Fungi; Basidiomycota; Agaricomycetes; Russulales; Peniophoraceae. The record is from the annotation of a GenBank genome assembly.